This is a messenger RNA of Pieris napi, 2319 nucleotides long. RefSeq names its product beta-1,4-mannosyltransferase egh-like. The transcript is spliced from 2 exons. The record is from RefSeq and is a predicted model, not a curated record. Gene Ontology annotation, cellular component: cytoplasm. NCBI's taxonomy places the organism in Eukaryota, Metazoa, Arthropoda, Insecta, Lepidoptera, Pieridae. Gene Ontology annotation, molecular function: beta-1,4-mannosyltransferase activity. Bases 888 to 2231 code for a protein of 447 amino acids.
UUAGCUGUAUUCUUCCUUGACAUCCAAUGAUGAAACUCAUAUGCAGGUAUUAGUCUGAAAAAUUUAUAAUUCUCCAUGUUAAUGGGGAAGAAGCACCCAUCUCUGAUCAAGUAGCUCGGAAAGUGAUUACUCAUAUACUUCUUGCAUAUUUUAAAAAGAAUAUGAUCUUUUAACUGAUCACCGAUUUGGAAUUGUUGUAAUAGAUCUGCAGAUGACCUUUUUGUAUGCGGUGAUGAUUUCGACUAUUGCGUUGUUCCCAGGAGAAUGUAAGUGUGUGGUACUAUUUCACCGUGCCUACUGCUGAUAGAGGACUUGAUGAUUUUGAAUUUUAAUCGUCAGUCAUUUCUGGGCCGUUCUUGCCAAAUGUCAUCUGGGUGUCUUGGAUCCUAUUGUGAGGCGGGAUAAGCGCAUUAUAGACGAUGAUUCGUUCGUUGAUCUCAAUUCUUUUAUCUUGACCAUCGCCGUUGAGUUGCCUACCUUUCAGUCUUUAUAGAUCGCACUUCGGAGAAAGCUCUCUGGAACUGCUGUCAAAUUUAUUGAAAAGCCUGGUUAAAAAACAGUACCAAUGAAUAAAGAAUUCACUAAUCAUUUUGUCAUCCUGUCUUUAACAAUAUUAUGUUCAGUUAUCAAUAUAAUAUAGCAGGAUACAGAAUGCAGUCUUCAGAAUACAAUUUUGACAAAAAAUUCAAUAUUAUAUGAAAUGUAAGUAGCGAAAGUAUUAAUAUAUGUGACAUUGCAACAAAAAGCAAUAAAAGUGAAGGUUACAUGCAAAUAGAUAAUUUUAAGUACUUAAUAUUUUAUGUUAGAGUUUUAAAAAAAACUGCAAUGGAUUGAUAGUUUAUAAAUGUGAAGGUAUUGUGUUUAAAAGACAGAUUUUUUAAUACGUAAUGGGAGGAUACAAAGGAAAGCAUGUUUUUCACUGUAUUUUUCUUUUUCUACUAAUUUUGAUUUUUAUGAGUGCUAUCAAUAAAGGACAACAAAGCAGCAGAAAUAUUAUCGGGACCUAUGGAUUACUAGGUACCCUUAUAUUAUACUGUUUAAGGUUAUCUCCCUUAUUCCCGAUUAUUCAAACAAUUUUUAAUUUUUGUGGCCUUGUGUUUUACAAUGCUUUCCCCAAAAACGUGGAAUUGAAAAGUUCGUUGACGCGUGCACCGUUUUUAUGCAUAAGAGUCGUUACACGAGGAUUAUUUCCAAAUCUCAUUUUACGAAAUGUACCAAGAAACCUAGAAAUUUGUAAACAUGUUGGUUUAGAAAAUUUUGUACUAGAAGUUGUCACCGAUUACCCCAUCUUUAUCCCAAAAAAUGAAAAGGUCAGAGAAAUUAUUAUCCCCAGUAGUUAUGAAACUAAAAAUGGAUCACUGUUUAAAGCUAGAGCUUUACAUUAUUGCUGGGAAGAUAGUGUUAAUAAAUUGAGCGAUUCGGAUUGGAUUGUUCAUUUAGAUGAAGAGACUUUGCUAACGGAAGACUCACUGAAAGGUAUACUGAACUUUGUCACUGAAGAUAAAUAUGAUUUUGGCCAAGGAACAAUAAUAUAUGCUAGUGAAAUAGUAAAUUGGUUUACUACGCUUGCUGAUGCCUAUCGCGUAGCCCAAGAUAUGGGGAUGUUUCGGUUCCAGUUUUACGCAUUUAAUAAGCCGAUUUUAGGUUGGAAAGGUUCUUUUAUGGUCGCUAAGGCGAUUUCAGAGAGGAAAGUUUCCUACGACCAUGGACCUGAGGGCUCAAUUUCGGACGGACAUUUCGCUCUAAAGGCGUCCAGCAUGGGAUACACCUUCAACUUUAUCGAAGGCGAAAUGUGGGAGUUGAGUCCAUUAACCGUGUUUGACCUUAUUAGACAAAGAAAGCGUUGGCUUCAGGGUAUGAUUAUAACCGGUAAUUGUGAAAAGAUUCCAUUUAAGUAUAGGCUUUUAUUUCUAUUACAUACGUACGCGUGGCUGUCGCUACCUCUUCGAGUGUGCAAUUAUUUCACAGCUGAAUACUAUCCAGUACCGUUUCCAUAUGUAUUAGAUUUAUUAAUAGCUUUCAUCGGAGCCGUUGGGAUAUACUUGCAUAUCUAUGGCUCUAUUAGAUCUUACUCUACGAAACAGUACGGCUAUUUUAAAAUUAUCUUAGUUUUAGCGACAAUAGUGAUAUUGCCAGUUGUUCUUAUAUUAGAGGUAGUCGCGAUUUUUUUGGCGAUUUUCACUGAAAAUAAAGAAUUUUAUGUGAUAGAUAAAAAUAUUUGGAAAACAUGACCGAUCAACCGUGUACGAAAAUCUCUUAUUUUAGAGCAAUUUAUUAAUAGUUUAUUGUAAAAUACUAUUAUUAAAUACAUAAUAUUAA